UUCCAACCUAUCAGCGCCACUUGAUAUUCGUUCUCCGAAGGGGCGUGGCCUUGCCUAGGCCCGUUUCCUUGGCGACGGCGCCUCAACCGGAAGCAAGGCCCAAAAGCACCGGAAGUGUCCCUAAAGAGCGCCUGAGGAGGGAAAAUAGGAAGGAUGGAGCGCCGGUUCCCUGCGGCGGCGGCCCUCACGGUGCUCCUGUCGCUGCUGGCCUCCCUCCCGAGGCUGCUGCGGUGGAGGCCUCGAGGAGGAGGAGGAGGAAGAGAAGGAGGAGAGGCCGAGUCCUCGCCGCUUUCUCUGGCGCCAGAGGCCCUGAGCGGCCUACAAGUUUACCGGCUGGUGACCUAUAUAUUUGUCUAUGAUGACCCCCUUUCCUGGCUAUGUGGCGCAAUCGUCGUCUGGUACUUUGCCGGUAGCUUCGAGAAGUCGGUAGGCACAGCAAAACACAUCCUCCUCACCAUGGCCUUUGCCAUUGCCGCAGCCCUGCUCUACCUCUUGCUCUCACCCGCCUUGACCAAUUUUUUGGAGGCGGCAGAUGCCACGGGGUUUGCACCUGUGGCUUUCGCCAUGCUAACAGCCUCCAUCGCCCGCUCCCCAUUGAGAAACAUGCUACUUUUGGGGUUCAACAUCCGCGUGUGCCUCGUCCCCUGGCUCCUGCUCGGCGUGGCCUGGUUUGCUCUGAUCUCUCCCUUCCUGGCAAACCUUUGCGGCAUCUUGAUUGGGAACCUCUACGGUUAUGGCUUCUGCUCCCAAGUGGAUCUCCCCGAAUCAACUGCCUCUCGCCUGGAUCAGAAGAUCCCUUUCCGACUGCUGAAGAGAAUCCCAGUCCUCCAGUACGUUCCAGGGUCUCUAGCGGAAAGAAGAGCCUCCCAGACCCGGAAGAUAAACCCAGUGCCUGGCUCUUACCCGACGCAGAGCUACCAGCCCCCCCCUCCUCCUGCCUUCUUUGCCCCCCCUCCGCAGCACCCCAACGCACACCCCUUGACUUCAGGGCUCCCGAUCCCACCGGGUCCUUCCCAGUUUCCAAAUUCGAGUGCCUUUGGAGCGCCAGUUGCCCAGAACCAUUUCCACACUCCACCGGGAUCCUUCUCCUCUUCUCCGCACCUGGGUGGGUCAGACUUAUGGCCGUCUGCGGGGAGAGGCGGCUCCAGCGCCCACCAGGCCCAGGAAUUGCCAGAGUCUUGCCGGGUUCACGUUGGUUGAUCUGUGGGAAGCUCAACUCCUUAGGUCGUGCUGGAAUUUAGAUGAGGACGUCCUCUGAAACGGAUUCUGAAAAGGCUUCAAGGUGCUAAACGGCUUGGGUCCGACACCCCCGAGAAGCCAGACCCUCUUCUACACUCGUUGGCUUCUCAUGUGGAUGAUUUCCCUCAAUUUUUUCCCUCUCUGUCCUGUUUGGGAAACCUAAAGCCCAAGUAUGGGGUCUCUGCUGCCUUCUUACCAAAGCUCACACUGGGAAAUUUUAUAUCUGUUUAAAUUUCUGAUCAGGUGAUUAAUACAUUCAAUUUUUUUUAUAUCUGUUUGAAUUUCUGAUCAGGUGAUUAAUACAUUCAAUUUUUACUGUGCUUUUUUUAUAUGUGUAUGUUUUGAUUUUUUUAAAAAACCUACUGUGAAAUCCAUAA
Anolis sagrei ordinatus is the source of this 1616-nucleotide messenger RNA. It is a transcript of the gene RHBDD2, whose product is annotated as rhomboid domain containing 2. Gene Ontology annotation, cellular component: membrane. Gene Ontology annotation, molecular function: serine-type endopeptidase activity. Lineage: Eukaryota; Metazoa; Chordata; Lepidosauria; Squamata; Anolidae. The record is from RefSeq and is a predicted model, not a curated record.